AUGCGAUCAUCACAUACAAAUAAUUAUUCAUCGAAAUAUCGUCGUCGUUUUACAACAGAAACAUUAUUUCGAUUAAUUAGUCAAACAAAUCGUUCGGAAGAUAUUCGAUCAUUUUCUAUUAAUGAUAAUGAUCAACAAACAAAUGGUUUUUUAGUUGAAAAUGAUCUUCGUCAUCUUUGGGAACUUCUUUCUCAAAUGAUACGUAAAAGACUACUUAAACAUGAACCAUGUUUAUUACCAGAACUUGGUGCUUUUGUUAUUAUUGAUUAUCCAUCAUCAUCAUCGGAUAAUCAAAAUUCUCUAAUGAAAGAACCAUUUUUUGUCUUGGAUACAACAUUUGCACGUCGUCAUCGUUUAUCACGUAUAAAAAAACCAAAUCUUUCAUCGGCACUUUCAUUAUCACUUCAAGCUAAUGGAAAAUCUUCACAUAUUGAAGCAAAUACAACAUUAUCAUCAUUUAAUAUGCAAACAUUAGAUUAUGUUUCAUUACAAAAUCAAUCAGGUUUAACACGUGAACAAUUAAUGAUAGCUAUAUCACAAUUAUUUGCUAUUAUUGAUAAUGAAAUUCAUCCACAUGGUUAUUGUGAUUUAGAAUUUCCACAAUUGGGACAUUUUAGAAUUUCAUUUGGAUUAGCUACAUUUCAAUUUAGUGAAUCAUUUAUUACUGAAUUUAAAUUAACACUUGUGAAAAUUGAUUCAGCAUCAAAUGACAAAUAA
Messenger RNA from Adineta steineri, 717 nucleotides. NCBI's taxonomy places the organism in Eukaryota, Metazoa, Rotifera, Eurotatoria, Adinetida, Adinetidae. The record is from the annotation of a GenBank genome assembly.